Messenger RNA from Cynocephalus volans (Philippine flying lemur), 1366 nucleotides. RefSeq names its product Yip1 domain family member 6 (gene YIPF6). Gene Ontology annotation, biological process: endoplasmic reticulum to Golgi vesicle-mediated transport. The record is from RefSeq and is a predicted model, not a curated record. The transcript has 7 exons. NCBI's taxonomy places the organism in Eukaryota, Metazoa, Chordata, Mammalia, Dermoptera, Cynocephalidae. The coding region runs from base 158 to 745 and encodes 195 amino acids. Gene Ontology annotation, cellular component: trans-Golgi network; membrane.
AGAUGGCGGAAGCGGCGGAGUCUCCGGGUGACCGGGGGAGAGCAUCGCCCAGGCCCCUGGUGAGCUUGGGAUCUGCGAAGAGGGACCGAGGUUUGCAGGCCUUUCAGAUAUAUCCAUCUCACAAGACAUCCCCGUAGAAGGAGAAAUCACCAUUCCUAUGAGAUCUCGCAUUCGGGAAUUUGACAGCUCUACAUUAAAUGAGUCUGUUCAGAAUACCAUUAUGCGUGAUCUAAAAGCUGUUGGGAAAAAAUUCGUGCAUGUUUUGUACCCAAGGAAAAGUAAUACUCUUUUGAGAGAUUGGGAUUUGUGGGGCCCUUUGAUCCUUUGUGUGACACUUGCAUUAAUGCUGCAAAGAGGCUCUGCAGAUAGUGAAAAAGAUGGAGGGCCCCAGUUUGCAGAAGUGUUUGUCAUUGUCUGGUUUGGUGCAGUUACUAUCACCCUCAACUCAAAACUUCUUGGAGGAAAUAUAUCUUUUUUUCAGAGCCUCUGUGUGCUGGGUUACUGUAUACUUCCCUUGACAGUGGCAAUGCUGGUUUGCCGGCUGGUACUUUUGGCUGAGCCAGGACCCAUAAACUUCAUGGUUCGGCUUUUUGUGGUGAUCGUGAUGUUUGCCUGGUCUAUAGCUGCCUCUACAGCUUUUCUUGCUGAUAGCCAGCCUCCAAACCGUAAGGCCCUUGCCGUUUAUCCUGUUUUCCUGUUCUAUUUUGUCAUCAGUUGGAUGAUUCUCACAUUUACUCCUCAGUAAAUGAAGAAAUGGAAAUUAAAAACCAGUGAAUUGAAAACUCAUCUGAAAGAUGCAAUUCACCAUGGAGCUUUGUCUCUGGUCCUCUUUUGUCUAAUUAUGGAGGUAUUUGGUAACUGGGUAGAUGAGGAGAAUAAAAGGGAGCCGUACAGCACUGUUGCCACUUAUGUAAGGAGCUGAUAUUUGAAAGGCUGUCCUUUUCCGCUUAAUGUUAUUAUUAUUUUUUUAAAUACAUGUGCAUACUACACACAGUAUAAUGCCUCCUUAAGGCAUGAUGGAGUCACUGUGGUCUAUUUGGGUGACAACCAGUGACUGAGAAAGCACAUGGAUACAUCCUCCAAGUUGAAUGGAAUUGGUAACUAUUUUCAGUUUUGAGAAUACCAAUUCAGGUGCAGCUCUUAAACACAUUGCCUUAUGACUAUUAGAAUAUGCCUCACUUUCAUAAAUAAGAAUGGAUAGUCCAUCUAUUUUCUUUUACUUCUCUUAAGCUCAAAAAGGCAAUGACAGGUUAAGAGGGGAGGCUCAUAGAUGUGAGAGGAUAAAAUGUGCAUUAACCAAUAUUCAGAUUUUGAUCAGAGGAAAUUCUACACUUGUUGCUUUAAAAAAAAAAAAAAAAAAAGCAAA